AUGGGUGACAUGCAAGUCUCAGCUAUAAACACCCAAAAUCCACCUCAAGAGGUCUCUUAUGACAUGACAGGUAACUUUGUGCAAAAUGAUAAUUAUGAUUAUGCUCAACCUUCUUCUGAACAGGUCAGUUACAUGGGGAGUGCUCCUAGAAAUCCCAAUAAUGAUCCCUAUUCUCAGACCUACAAUCAAGGGUGGAGAAAUCACCCAAACUUCGGGUGGAGAGACCAACCCCAGAGACCUCAGAAUUUCAACAAUAAUUCUCAGGGCGGUUUCCAACAGAAUAAUGACAAUAACCGCCAAUUUCAAUCUCAUCAACAACAACCACCUCCACAGGCAAAUUCUAAAUCCCAAGAAGAUUCUAAUUGGGAAAUGAUGAGGAGUUUUGCGCAGGAAACCAGAGCAUCAAUCAAGAAUUUGGAGAUUCAGAUGGGUCAAAUAGCCACCAGAGUUAAUAAAAUUGAUCAGAGGAUCACUAAUAGCCUUCCUUGUAACACAAUUCCAAAUCUAAGAGAGGAUUGCAAGGCUAUCACCUUGAUAAGUGGACAAGUGGCAAGUAUGGAAGCACAAGUUGAUGAGGAGCCAGUUGAAAAAGAUUGUGAAGAAGAGAGGUGCAUGCAGACUGAGCUUAUUGAUCCAACCCUUCAAAAAUCCCCUGAUGAUACACAGUAG
Messenger RNA from Arachis stenosperma, 669 nucleotides. RefSeq lists its product as uncharacterized. The record is from RefSeq and is a predicted model, not a curated record. Lineage: Eukaryota; Viridiplantae; Streptophyta; Magnoliopsida; Fabales; Fabaceae. The transcript has 2 exons. Bases 1 to 669 code for a protein of 222 amino acids.